UAACUCGGGCACUGGGCACCGCCGCUGCCCGCUCCUUCCCUUCUGCAGAUGCCUGUUGCAGACCUCGCUCGCCCCGCGCCGAGCUCCGAGCGUUACUUUCCCUCCAGGGACGUGUCCCCCCCCCUCUCCAUCAACUCUUGGUUGGAAUGGUUUCCACCUCUUGCCAGCAGCAGCCAGAGAGGGUGUCCAUCCCCCUUCGCCGGAGUUUCCUCUUGGCAAACUCCGGCUUGUUGUCAGGGUGGAGGGGAGGCAGUGAGAGGAGUCUCCCGGGCCAGGAAAGUCGAAAACCGUGGAGGCAGGCAGAGGAGCCAGGCGUGGUCAGGGGUGUCCCCCCCGGGCCGUGCCCAGGGAGGGCGCGAUGCAGGCGGAAGGCCGGGAGAGGGAAAGCCAUGUUUCCCUACGCCAGCCCUGCUGCGCCGCGGACCCUCUCUGGAGAAUACAGAGGGCAAAGAUGGAACCAAACUAACUAACCAGGAGCCCACAAGACGGUCAGCCCGAUUGUCAGCGAAACCUGUGCCACCAAAACCCGAGCCUAAACCAAGAAAAACAUCUGCUAAGAAAGAACCUGGAACAAAGAUUAGCAGAGGGGCUAAGGGGAAGAAGGAAGAGAAGCAGGAAGCUGGAAAGGAAGGUACUGCACCAUCUGCAAAUGGUGACACUAAGGCGGAAGAGAUCCACAUCUCUCGUUCAACUGUUUAUGUCUCAGCCUGCAGGAGCCCCCCACCCAGCACGCUGUCAGUAAAGGGGCAGAUUGAAACAGUGAGAGUUAAGGAGUUGAAGUGUGUCUCGAAGUAGACCUGGAAGGAAAACAAGAGGCCAAAUGCUCAAAAGCACAGAGAACUGAAUCUAUAGAUAAGGAGGGAGAAUGACUUCUCAUGGAAAACUGGGGUUGAUUUCACGUACCUCUUGGGACAACUUUUAAAAGCUAUUUUUACCAAGUAUUUUGUAAAUGCUAAUUUUUUAGGACUCCAUUAGUUGGCAUAAAAUAUAUAUGAAGAUGGACAUUUUAUCCUCUUAUGGUGAUGUUUUUUGGAAAUUUCCAUCAUCCUCAAGUAAAAUAAAUAGCAAUUUAAUAUCAGAAGCUGCGUGUAAAAUGGAUUCAGCAUUUUAUGCCUUUGCUUUAAAAUUUUAGUCCUGUGCAUACUGUGGUGUUUUUACUGUGCAUAUUUGAAUUUUUCAUGCAAUUUUUCUAGAGCAAUAAUCAGUGGUGCUUUUGUGCCUAAGUUUUAUGUGAUUUUAAUGAAAUAUGGAUAGUUGUAGCCACCUGCUGACUAUUUGUGGUUUAAAAUAAAGACGUUUUCUUGUCUGCAAAAUA
This is a messenger RNA of Meriones unguiculatus (Mongolian gerbil), 1315 nucleotides long. It is a transcript of the gene Hmgn3, whose product is annotated as high mobility group nucleosomal binding domain 3. Gene Ontology annotation, cellular component: nucleus; chromatin. The transcript has 8 exons. The record is from RefSeq and is a predicted model, not a curated record. Gene Ontology annotation, biological process: chromatin organization. The coding region runs from base 49 to 795 and encodes 248 amino acids. Gene Ontology annotation, molecular function: nucleosomal DNA binding. Lineage: Eukaryota; Metazoa; Chordata; Mammalia; Rodentia; Muridae.